Fusarium falciforme is the source of this 1491-nucleotide messenger RNA. RefSeq lists its product as hypothetical. Gene Ontology annotation, biological process: carbohydrate metabolic process. Gene Ontology annotation, molecular function: hydrolase activity, hydrolyzing O-glycosyl compounds. Bases 1 to 1491 code for a protein of 496 amino acids. The record is from RefSeq and is a predicted model, not a curated record. The transcript has a single exon. NCBI's taxonomy places the organism in Eukaryota, Fungi, Ascomycota, Sordariomycetes, Hypocreales, Nectriaceae.
AUGGCGUUCAACGUCCGAGCGGCCGAGCGACAGUUGGAAAUCCUAAAGGACAUGGCCUGCAAUUCUAUCCACAUGUCUCACAACCCACCUGCAGCUGAGCUUCUUGACCUCACAGACAAGAUGGGAUUAUUGGUCAUCAACGAGAUUUUUGACGCUUGGGAACGCAACAAGAGCGCCGCUGGUUCUCACUUGCUAUUUCCCGACUGGCAUGAGCCAGACCUCCGAGCCUUCUUAAGAUGUGACAGGAAUCAUGCUUCAAUCAUCUCGUGGAGCUACGGGAACGAAGUAGGCGAGCAAUACACCGCUGAAGAAGGAGCCGCAGUAUCAAAGAUGCUUCAGGGCAUAUUAAGGGAAGAAGAUUCGGCAAGACCAUCAUCCGCAUCAGAGAACUACGCAACACCCGGCAUGCCCUUCCCCCAGGCCCUCGACAUUCUCAACAUCAACUACCAAGGCGCUGGAAUCAGAAACACAGAAGCAUACUCCAACCUCCAAGGCACCCAUAUCCACCCCCUCUACCCCGACUAUCACAAAGCGUACCAGGACAAGCUCAUCCUCGGCUCCGAGACAGCAUCCACACUCAGCUCUCGCGGUGUCCACCUGUUCCCCGUCACAAAUUACAGCAGCGCCCCCGUAAACGACACCUCGGGCGGCAACUCGACUCUCCAACAGGUCAGCGCCUACGAGCUCUACUCUGCGCCCUUCGGUUCAUCCCCCGACAAGGUCUUUGCAGAGCAGGACCGUAACCCAUACGUCGCUGGGGAGUUUGUCUGGACGGGGUUCGACUACAUCGGUGAGCCGACGCCUUAUUACUCUGCGAGGAGUUCGUACUCUGGCAUUGUGGAUCUGGCGGGGUUCAAGAAGGAUCGGUUCUGGCUGUAUCAGACUCGCUGGCGACCUGAUGAGCGCAUUGCUCACAUUCUGCCUCACUGGACUUGGCCUGAGCGCGUGGGCGAGGUGACACCCGUUCAUGUAUUCUCCGAGGCUGAUGAGGCAGAGCUGUUUCUCAAUGGCCACUCGCAGGGUCGUCGAACAAGAGAUGAGCAUGCUUAUCGGUUCAGAUGGGAUGAUGUCGUUUAUAAGCCUGGGGAGCUGCAUGUCGUCACUUUUAGAAACGGGGAGGAAUGGGCGAACAAUACUGUCACGACUGCACGGAAGCCGUCGAGGUUGAGAUUGACGGCGGAUCGACGGAACAUCAGAGCUGAUGGUGAGGAUUUGGCAUUCAUCACCCUUGAAGUGACGGACGACAAAGGACUUAUGGCACCACGGGCGAAUGACGAGAUACGGUUCUCGAUCUCCGGUCCAGGGGAGGUCAUCGCAACGGACAAUGGGAAUGCGGCGGACUUCGUGGCUUUUCCAUCACAUACCAGGAGUGCAUUUAACGGCCUUGCUCUUGCUAUAGUUCGUCUAAACUCUGGGGCUGCGGGUUCGGUUACUGUUUCUGCCGAGGCGGAUGGACUGAAAGGUACCUCUGUUGUUGUUGGGCCAGUCUAG